Messenger RNA from Olea europaea var. sylvestris, 1051 nucleotides. RefSeq lists its product as uncharacterized. The record is from RefSeq and is a predicted model, not a curated record. Lineage: Eukaryota; Viridiplantae; Streptophyta; Magnoliopsida; Lamiales; Oleaceae. The transcript has 3 exons. Bases 86 to 1051 code for a protein of 321 amino acids.
GUACCUUGCCCCAAAACCACAAACAAGAAUGACAACCGCCGACCACCUAAACUGAAUUGAAGUUCACCGAAAAAUAUAAAAAAUCAUGGUAACUAAACAACCACAACCACCCUCUCGAACCCUAAUCAGCCACCUAAUAAACCUAGACACAGGAAUCUCCCUCCAUCUCUACACCUUAUUUUUCCCCAAAUUCCUCAAGUUCUUGGCCCUCAAAUUCCUAUCUUAUCCUAUCUUACCCUUCUCGGUCAUUAAAUUCCUCAAGUUCUCCAACAAUGGCUCUCUCUUUUUCCCCAUCAUUCUCUCACUUUUAUUCAUUGGCCUUCUCAAACAUCUCAUCCAACACCCUCGCCCAAUUUAUUGCGAGAACAUGUUCUUCUCUUUCGCUGUUGACCACUGGUCUUUCCCCAGUGGGCACUCCUCUAGGGUUUCCUUCAUUAUCACCCUCAUUAACUUCUAUUUAGUUUCACCGGAACAAAUUUUGGUGGCUCGAUUGAAGUUUGAUGUGGAUAGUAUUCUUGUUGAGUAUUUUGUUGUGAUUGUAGGGUAUGGGCUGCAAUUACCUCAGCUUCGUAAGUACUUCUGGGCCAUCAUUUCAUGUUUGAUGUUGUUGGAGCGUGUUUGGGUUCUAGUGGUGUGGAUGGGAGUUGGGGAAAAAGCAAGUGUCGGUCAUCGGCUUUUUUAUUUUAAUAAGGGGUGGGUGGGUGAUCUGAUCCAUAUCCGAUCCAUUGACAGCCCUACUCUUAGAGCUUCGAAUACGGGAAUGACGUUGCCAAUCUCAAAUCGUGUUGCGGUUGGUACCUCUCAAAUUGUACUGCUCUUAAAUCUAAAAUUAACGUCACCCUCAGAUCAGCGAGUGACGCAUUGCUGUAGGCAUGGUGACAAUGCAAUGGCUAUAGGCAAUGGACCCAAUUUGUUCAAUUCAGGAGAAGGUGGGGGAAUUUCUAUUGGAUUGGACAAAGGCUUGGGCAAAAAUUCUGGUGAUCCAAAUAGCAACAUAAAAAUCUGGGGGCAGAUCUGCAAAAGCAUUCAGGGACCACUCUACAGUUCCUAG